Anolis carolinensis (green anole) is the source of this 4962-nucleotide messenger RNA. Its product is annotated as claudin domain-containing protein 1. The coding region runs from base 488 to 1228 and encodes 246 amino acids. The transcript has 4 exons. The record is from RefSeq and is a predicted model, not a curated record. Gene Ontology annotation, cellular component: membrane. NCBI's taxonomy places the organism in Eukaryota, Metazoa, Chordata, Lepidosauria, Squamata, Anolidae.
CUUAACUAGUGAAGCCACCAAGUCAUUAUCCCAGGAUGACUACUUGCCCUGGCUGGUUUUUCUGCUUGUGUUUUCCAAAUCUCCCGAGCCCUGCCUUUAUUUAUUUGCAUCAUUUCCAAGGAGUGCAGCAUCAUUUUUUCAGAAAUAAGAGCUGACACUGGGGACAUCUGGAAGCACAUGAUUUAGCUAGACAGAGUGGACAAUAGUGUUUCCUUGUUAGUAAUUUGCUUUCUUUUUCUUUUCUUUUGACCUUGCUUAUGCUCAAUCGAUAUAUUUUACUUUUGAUAAUUUUCCAGGAAGGAAUAUUCACUCUAAUAUUUGAAAGGUGGAUUGCAAAGAUACUGGGGAAAAAACAAUGGAAGAAACAGAAGGCUAAUAUUUUUUGGAUAAAAUUGGCUUGCUGAUGUUCAGCUGAAUAUAUCUUGGGCUAGUCAGUUAUUGCUGUUGCAUUCUGUCAUUACUAUGUUUUAAAAGCAAUUGAUGGACCAUGAGUGAUAACCAUUUUGCUACCGCUCUGGUAAUCGCCUGCAUCCUCAGCUUGAAUUCCACCAUCUUCUUGGCUGUCUCAAUUGGCACAGAUGUGUGGUUUGAAUACUGCAACCCCUUACCUCCUGAAAAUAUCAGUAAGUCUCCUUGUGAUGAACUCUUCAGAGAAAAUACAAAUGAAGACUUGUAUACAGAAGCUCUCUAUCAAUGGAAUGGUACCACUGGACUGUGGCAAAGAUGUAUCACCAUACCUGAAAACUCUUACUGGUGCAACUCAACAGGGAAAAUGGUCACAAAGUGUGUCAGUUUUGCUCUUUCGGAUCAGUUCAUGGAAAAAUAUAACGACCCCAGAAAUCCUAACAGUGGCAGUGAUAUGAUACGGACCUAUCUGUGGCGCUUGCAGUUCUUUCUGCCCUUUGUUAGCCUUGGACUCAUGUGUUUUGGGAUUGUCAUUGGGGUAUGUAUUUGUGCCUGUUUUAGUCUCUACCCUACCAUUACCACCGGAGCCCUCCACUUCCUGGCAGGUCUGUGCACACUGGGUGCAGUUGGAUGCUAUGCAGCUGGAAUUGAGUUGCUCCACAAGAAGCUAAACCACACUUCUGUGCCAGGCCAGUUUGGCUGGUCCUUCUGUCUGGCUUGUGUCUCCGCACCUUUGCAAUUUAUGGCAGCUGCACUUUUCAUCUGGGCUGCACAUAACAACAGGAAAGAAUUCACACUUUUGAAAGCCUACCAUGUGGCCUAAAAAGCUCUUCAUCUUUUCCUAAGUCUCUUGUAGAGAUUAUAUAUACAUAUUAAAAAAUAUUACCCCUUUUGCUCCCCCCCCCCAACUUCCCCCUCAAGUUUACUGCAAGGCCACAUUGGCUUUUUCAAAUAUUUCCCAUGUUUCAUUUUCUAUGACAUUGUUUGCUGUUCUGCUUUCAGCAAAUGAGUGUCUUUUUCUUUAAACAUCUUUAAUCUUCGCAAGACAGGCAGCUGUACAUCUAUUUCCUUUCCUAAGACCUUCAUCCGCAGAUGAGAAGAAGGAAUAUAGGGCCAUGACAGGAAAAUUUCCAGAAUAAGCCCAGGUCUCCAAAUGACUUCAGGGAGAGCAGCGGUUGUCAAAGGGAUUUCAUAAACUGGUUUGUUCAUAACACAUAAAAUAUGUUUCGCUACCACCCCCUCACUUCCUCAAGUUGUGUCACUGAAUUUCAUCAGCAGAUUUGUUGAUAGAAAGCAAAAAAUUACACUCUUCAAAAAUGCUGUCCUUAUCAUGAUCAUAAUCAUAUAUCUUAACUGAACUUAAAUAGAUUUAGCAAACUCUAAACACUCUGGGGAAACAAUGCUAGAACAAAAACAGUUUGAAAGGAAUUGUCAAGAUUGCACAAACAACAGCAGCUUUUCAAGAUUUUUUUAAAAGAAGUACAGUAGUAAAUUGCAAGUGUCUGACACAAAAUCCAGCAUGGUGUAUUGGUCUGAACAUUGGGCUACAACUCUGGAGUUUGAAUUUCUGCUUGAUCAUGGAAAUCCACUGAGUAACCUUGAGCAAUGCUCUCAGGUUCCUUCCACACAGCUGAAUAAAAUCCCACAUUAUCUGCUUUGAACUGGAAUAUAUGGCAGUGUAGACUCAAAUAAUCCAGUUUAAAGCAGAUAUUGUGGAAUUUUCUGCCUUGAUAUUCUGGGUUAUGUGGCUGUGUGGAAGGGCCCUCAAACUAAGAAAAAGACAAAAGUAUGUUUCAUGAACAAAUCUUGCAAAACAUCCACAAUGACCUAGCCAUGAUAGCGCUACCAUAAAGUUACCAUAAGUUGCAAACAACCAGAAGGUCCAAAACAACAAUUGGAAUUACUUAGGCUGGAUGGAGUCUACUCUGCUGCCAAAUUUUAUGUAGAUGCAUGAAAAAUAUAUAUUUUUAAUAUAUAUUUUAAUUACAGCCACUUUUGUUUUCCUAUUGCAAGAAAGACCAUAAUUCCAGAUUUCUGAAUAUCAAUUCAAAUUUAAAUCAGUCAUAUUAUCAGAUGGUAGAUUGGGCCUAUUUGGAUUAACCAGACUGGCACCAAAUAAAAGAAGACUCAUGUACAAGCUACUUCAAAUUGUCAGAAUACCGCAAUCACUACAGAUCAAUAGGUACAGUAUGUUGGUUAUACCAGGGAAUAUGAGUGUUCAGUCUGCUAGUUAAAGCAGCUAUUCCCAAACUCUGGUUCUUGGACUUCAACUCUCAGAAACCUCAGCUGUCUUAGUUAAUGAUCUGGGUCCUUAGGAGCCGAAGUCGAAGACACCUGGAAGAGCAGAGAUUGGAAAACACCAGAUAGGAUCUCAUUAACUGACUGUAGCAGACCAUUACCUGCACAUAAAAAGCUUUCUAAACUAACACCCCUUUUCAAAAAUGGGAGUGAAAUGGGAAAUAGAGUUGUGUAUGUUAUAUGAAUGGUAGUAGGGAUACACAGGUCAUCUUUCACAUACCUGCAGUCAUCUUUUGCAUGCAGUUGACUUGAUAACAGUAGCACUAACCAGGGAAAACAAUUGAAAAUGACCACUUGUUGAAGGAAAAAUACUCAAAGAACAGCACUGAAACGAACUGUAUUCCAGUGUGAGCCGUGGAAAAAAAUAAGCAGUUUGUACAAGAAAGAGAGACAGUACAGAAAUGUGUCAUAAACCAGACAUUAUUGACAAACACUUUACACCAGUGUUUCCCAGCCUUUUGGCCUCCAGAUGUUUUGGACUUCAGCUCCCACAGUUCCUAACAGCUGGUUAGCUGGUUGGGAUUUCUGGGAGUUGAAGUCCAAAACACCUGGAGACCCAAACGUUGGGAACCACUGCUUUACAUGAUCAACUCAGUGGCAAGAAUCCUGAGAUAGAUAGAUUAGAUAUCCUUUUAUAAUUGAGACAAAAGGCAUGACCUUAUCCUGCAAAGACAGCUGCGAGUUCUCUUGGCCAAUGUGUCUUGGGCAAGCCGGCACAACUGGCCAGCAACUGAAAAAAAAGAGCAUCUGUCUCAUUCCCUUGAUUUCUAGUGUCACUCACUGGAGAACUAGGACAAGGACAACUAAUGGUUGCAGAUGAACAGCUACAUGCAGUAAUUUCCAUGCACUUCCUUGGCCAUAAAUAAUUGAGAAGGGACACAUCUUGCUUUCUCAAUCAGACUUGCACCCAGCAACUGUAGUUGGGAGGAAAUAUAUGGGGGAACAUUAUGCUCCAUCUCCUCUUUGUGGCAGGACUACAGCUUGUGUUUUACAUGUCAGAUAAUAAUCUCAGUGUUUCAUUUUUAUCACUAAACAAAACAAAGAUUUAUAAGACUUAUAAUUGCUUAAGUUAAGGAUGAGCAACUUUAAUUUUUCUUACUUUUAAUAUGAUGCGAAGGGAUUGCUUUUUCAAAAGGACACAAGGAAACAUUAUACCACAUAUAACCCAAAAUAGCUCUCACUUGCAGCCUGAGACAAUCCCUUCAGCCUUUCUCUAUAUCUUGGUAACAUGCAACUAAAAGCUUAUGCUCUGCACCUCUUACCUGUCAGUGAUAUGCCACACAUUAAUACUGUUUGUCUUCUGUAUCAUGAAGGGCUGUUUACCUUGAUUUUAUGCAAAUGUUUUUGCUGAAUAUAUGCUUUAUGAAACCACCAGAAGACAUCUGCAGGGUUUGUAGAUUUGCUGCAAACAACAUGGUCAGGGAAGUGGUUAAGACAGCAGAAUUUGAAACACAGUGUUCUAGUUGAAGAAACAUUUCCAUGAAACAGGUGCAUCAAACAUUUUUUUUCUUAACAGAAUCACGAAGCUAAUAUUUAAUUACUUUAAUGUGACAUUCUCCAAUAUAUUUUAUAUUAAAUUCCUUUACAUACUAAAUGCAGUUGCCAAGUACAAAUAUAGUGUGGACCAGUAUGUUAACUUCAGGUGCAUUAUUGACGCUGAACUACUGUCUCUGAUAAUUGAUUAUACUCCAUUAAAAAACCAAGUGUUUUAGCACGGUGAAACGUCACUCUGAUAGGUGUUAAUAGUGUGGUUCAGACAUUUGAAACAUGAUCUUGGGCCACAAAGCUACCAUCUGUGGGAUUUUUUUUUCGUGUCAGGAGCAACCGGAGUUGCUUCUGGAGUGAGAGAAUUGGCCGUCUGCAAGGACGUUGCCCAGGGGACGCCCAGAUGUUUUGAUGUUUUACCAUCCUUAUGGGAGGCUUCUCUCAUGUCCCCGCAUGGAGCUGGAGCUGAUAGAGGGAGCUCAUCCAUGCUCUCCCCGGGUGGGAUUCGAACCUGGCAGCUUUCAGGUCAGCAACCCAAGCUUCAAGUCAUGAGGCUUUUAUCCCCUAGGCCACUGGAGACUCCUUGUGGGAUUAUAACUAAGCAUAAGAAGAUGUUGUUGAAAUAGUAAUCCUGUUGCCUACGAGAGAAACUGCAGGUUCAUACAUUUAGUCUAUUUGCAUGGCUGUGAACUUAAUAUUAUAUUUAAACAAAUCCUUUAAUUGUAUUACUAUUUAAUAAAUAUUUUCUCAUUAUUUUAUCUCUGUAGAAAUGGG